GUCAGGAUAUACUCUCGGUGUGGGCUCUCUUCCGCGACGAUGCAGCGUGCCUCAAUCCAAACUUCCCAGAACCCAUUCCCGGUGCUAGCUCAGCAUGUCUUCUACAACGAUGCUCAAAUUAUUGCUGGGUUGUCACGGUAUCCGACCACACGAGGACAUUCCUUGGUAUCCCUCAAGCAAACUACCGUGGGUCUGUUUUCUCUGGACCGAGGUGACUUUGUAAAGGUCAUGACAUCCAUCAAGGGACUCACAGAGACCCUUGAAGUUUGUUAUAACGUUGGCCGCUGCGCCCGCGUUACUGAAGGAGACAGUUUCCUCUCUAUGAUCCCACUGCAUGACUUCACCAAGGAAUGGAAGCCAAUUCUCGCCGAUUCAAAGGAAUUCAACGAGACAUAUCCAGGCUAUAUCAAUUCCAAGGAUGGCCCCCAGAUGGAUUCGGAACGUCUGAGCCAGAUCGCCUCAUCGAUCAAAGCAGAGACCGGCAUUUCGGAACCAUUCAACUACCGUUUCCAAGGUGACAAGAAUGACAACAACCUGUUUGCACGACUUGUUCGAGGAGAGCUCCCCCAGUCACGUAUAUGGGAAACAGACGAUCACGUCGCGUUCCUAACGCCUUUUGCGAAUACGCCUAGUUUUGCCGUUUUUGUGCCCUGCGCUCACCUGUCAAGUGAUAUCUUCCGUCUCGAAGAUGACACUUACUCCAAGCUCAUGGGUGCUGCGCACACCGUUACUGGACACCUGAUGAAGACGUUUCUCGCUUCUCGCUGCGGUAUGAUCUUUGAGGGAUUCGAGAUCGACUAUGCGCAUGUAAAGCUGAUCCCAACCCAUGAAUCUGAUGCUUUGAGCGGGACACAGAAGGCCACCCCUCCCGUGCAAACCACAACAUUCGAAGAAACUUACAACGGAUACGUUACGUCACUCAACGGACCUCUAUGCAGCGACCAAGGCUCCCUCGGUACCGAUGCUUCAUCUCUGCGCUAGACUAUGGAUAGCGAAAAUUUGAAGCCCCUUAGUAGGUAGAGUCAAUAGCGCACGAAGUACCGAACAUGCC
This is a messenger RNA of Mytilinidion resinicola, 1051 nucleotides long. RefSeq lists its product as uncharacterized. Gene Ontology annotation, molecular function: catalytic activity. The record is from RefSeq and is a predicted model, not a curated record. Lineage: Eukaryota; Fungi; Ascomycota; Dothideomycetes; Mytilinidiales; Mytilinidiaceae. The coding region runs from base 40 to 981 and encodes 313 amino acids. The transcript has a single exon.